AUGUUGACUCGGAGACCUCCUGCGAGAGCAGGAAGAGAUCAAGGAGAAGCAGUCACAAUCGCUCGAGUGGGAAGAAAAGCAAGGGAUCCGAUUUCUGCGGCUCCGGUCAAGUACGGCGGCGCGCUCCGGCCGGGGGAGGGCGACGCCAUGGCGCAGUUCGUGCAGCAGGGGAAGCGGAUCCCGCGGCGCGGCGAGGUGGGCCUGUCCGCCGAGGAGAUCCAGAGGUUCGAGGAGGCCGGGUACGUGAUGAGCGGGAGCAGGCACUCGAGGAUCACCGCCGUGCGCCUCCGGAAGGAGAACCAGGUGUACAGCGCCGAGGAGAAGCGCGCGCUCGCGACCUUCAACUACGAGCAGAGGGCGAUGCGGGAGAGCAAGGUCAGGGACGAUCUCAGGCGCCUCGUGGACAGGACGCUCGGCAAACUCGCCGAGACAGAGCAUGACCCGUUCGCCAUGCCUCCUUCACGUUAG
This is a messenger RNA of Triticum turgidum subsp. durum (durum wheat), 468 nucleotides long. The record is from the annotation of a GenBank genome assembly. Lineage: Eukaryota; Viridiplantae; Streptophyta; Magnoliopsida; Poales; Poaceae.